This is a messenger RNA of Protopterus annectens (West African lungfish), 2869 nucleotides long. Its product is annotated as noggin-2-like. The transcript has a single exon. The record is from RefSeq and is a predicted model, not a curated record. Bases 1429 to 2115 code for a protein of 228 amino acids. Gene Ontology annotation, biological process: negative regulation of BMP signaling pathway; dorsal/ventral pattern formation; osteoblast differentiation. Lineage: Eukaryota; Metazoa; Chordata; Ceratodontiformes; Protopteridae.
UUAACUUGGGAUCCAGACCAGACCUCAACAGAGUGUGCAAAACCAGUGAGUCUGAGAGAAGGAAAAAUUGAGAGAAGACCGGGAGCUUAAGUGAAAGCAGCUACUGCAAUAGCAAACUGAGACAAGAAACACACACACACCUCCCCCAGGGGCUGCUAUACUUAGUGACUGAACAGGCUGCUCUACAAGAAGCCGACUGCAAGCUAGUCAUGUUCCAGUGGCAAAUCGACCUGGGCUGGAUAUUGUACAUAAACACUUCAGCGGUGCAUAACUGAACUGGACAAAUCAGACAGUUCACUGAAGAACAGGAGCCAAAAAAGUGCAUCAGAUUUGCCUAGUGUGGUAACAUGAACAGAUUUCCUCAGCCUAAAAUGCAGCAAGAGACGUCAACCACAUGCAAAAGGUGACCAGAGACUUGAUUCAAGCAGUGUCCAAAACUUGGUGCAGGGAGAUGUUAGAGCUGACAGUGGAACAUAGUAUGUUAUAAGGGACAUGCGUUGGAGGAAUCACCAGCAAAAUAAGCUUAGUAAAGGAAUUCCGAUUUGUUCACAGACACACACACAUGCAUGUUUUAUUUAUAGAUGGGGAUUUUACAACAUUUAAAAGAAGUAGCACUUGGAUUUUUUCUGAAGUUUGUGCAUUUCUGAUAUUCCUUUUUUCUCUAGAAUCUGUGCUGUCAUUUCCCCUGCUAUACUAAAGACUGCCUUGAGAAUACCAUCACCUGGAAUUUUCUGUGUAAAUGAAACAGUGCAGCAACAAGUGAAUACAAGACACUUUCCAGCAUUUUCGUAUGGACUCUCUCUCUCUCUCUCUAUAUAUAUAUAUAUAUAUAUAUACAUACAUAUAUAUAUAUAUAUAUAUAUAUGUGUGUGUGUUGUUAUCCUGGACAAUAUCUGCAAAUGUCCUUAUUUGCUAUAAAAUGCAAGGGGUUGAUGUGACUCUUCAUUUUUCGCUUACCAGGAGAUAGUAACGUUGGAUGUGUUUUCUGUGACUCCCUUUUUAAAGUUUUUUUUUUAAUUGCCACUUCCUAAGCUGCCGUUUCACUCAACAAACUGUCAUCUAGUCUAGACAAUUUGUCGUAGCUUUGAGUAACGCUGUCACCAUGGUAACCACCAGUGGUCCAAUGUGAAUUUUGGAGAAAAAGAGUAAAAUAACGAAACUUGGAGAAGAUGUUCUUGGCAAUGUAUUAAUUCUUUGGGAACUUUUUAAACUGGCUGCUACACUGCUUGCUGGAGUAAACUCCUGAGAAGCAAGCACUGAGUCCGAAGAUCCUCCAAAAAGAGAACCUCUGGACGUUCUGAUCCUUGUCUAGCUAUUAAAAGGAAGAGUUCUUUAUUGAGCUUUAAUAUAUAUGAAUUGUUUCACUGUGACUGCAUAGUGCUGGCUGAAAAAAUAACUAGCUAUAAAUAUACAUACAUAUAUACAUACAUGUAUACAUGUAUGUGUAUAUAUGUAUGCAUUUGCAACAUGGGACUGUCACACAUCUUUUUGUUCUGCAGCUGCUUGGUUUUGAUUCCUCAUCGAGGUGUUUGCCAGCCUUACUUGAGACUGCGACCAUCUCCCAGUGACAACCUGCCUGUGAAGGAAAUCAUCGAGCAUCCAGACCCAGAAUACGAUCCCAAAGAACAAGACCUAGACGAAAGGACUCUGCGGAAAAAACUGGGUAGUCACUUUGACCCUAAUUUCAUGUCAGUGGCAUCCCCUGAAAAAGUGAACUUGUCUACCCAAGACCCACAAUAUUCCAGAUUCAAACCCCCUCCACUAUCACCAGACUUGAAGAAGCAUGACCUCUCUGUGACACCAUAUGGCAUGCGGCUUACUCUGGGCAAAAAGGCCAGAAGGAAAUUCUUGCAGUGGAUUUGGGCUUCUACCUAUUGCCCUGUAGUGUAUACCUGGAAGGACCUGGGGCAGAGGUUUUGGCCCCGUUACAUCAAGGAAGGGAACUGCUUCAGUGAAAAGUCAUGCUCCUUCCCUGAGGGCAUGUACUGUAAGCCCUCCAAGUCCGUGAACAAGACCUUGCUGAGGUGGUACUGCCAAGGAUGGGUAAAACAGAAGUACUGUACCUGGAUACCAAUGCAGUACCCCAUUAUAUCAGAAUGUAAAUGUUCCUGCUGAGGGAAGGAGCUGAACUGAGUGGGAAGGGAGGGGAAACGUGUCUUGCACUGUAGACUUUUCUAAAUAACAAUAAAUCUAGCGCAGAUAUACACCACAGUGUGACCUAGAAAAGUUCUAGCCACUGUAGUGAGAAUCUUAUUUUUAUACGUUUUAGCUUUUGCAUCAGUGUACAUAUACAGCUAUUUUUCCUUUUUUUAUUACAUUCUCUUUGUGAGGACACAAGACUAAAACCCUGCAAUCCAGAACACACUGAAACACAUGGAAUCUAAAGCACUUCUAACUAAGGGGGAGUGGCAUUUCACUUAGCAAAAAUUAGUUUAUCCUCUGUGAAUGUUGAGAUAUAUUAUUGUGAGUGCAAAUGAAUGAAUGAGUGUGUGUAAGUUUGUAUGUGACAUUAUCCCCCUAUAAAUGAUUUAUUUACUGACUUGAUGGACAUGAAAACUAACUCGCAAUGCUGCCUAGAGUUUUGUUUUUGUAUAAUAAUUAUUAUUAUUAAUAAGUAAUGGAAAAUAUCAGGUGGAAAUUUUAUUGAGUGAAUUCAGUCUCAUUUGUCAUUGGAAUACAUAUAGUACUGUGGAAAUUAAAGAUACAUGUACAAUUUAUUUAUUUUAAUGUUUGUGUAUAGAUAAAAGAAUCUAGAAAAUAUACGAGAGACUAUUGGAAAUGUUUACUUGAAUAUUUCUAAACAAACCCACAUAUUGGUGUAAAUAGAACAGUGAAACAUUUUUAGCAAUAAAAACUGUAUUUGAAACAA